Messenger RNA from Planococcus citri (citrus mealybug), 2173 nucleotides. RefSeq names its product fatty acyl-CoA reductase wat-like. Lineage: Eukaryota; Metazoa; Arthropoda; Insecta; Hemiptera; Pseudococcidae. Gene Ontology annotation, biological process: long-chain fatty-acyl-CoA metabolic process. The transcript has 11 exons. Bases 424 to 1974 code for a protein of 516 amino acids. The record is from RefSeq and is a predicted model, not a curated record. Gene Ontology annotation, cellular component: peroxisome. Gene Ontology annotation, molecular function: alcohol-forming very long-chain fatty acyl-CoA reductase (NADP+) activity.
UCCCGGUAGUUCGCGUCAUACCAUCUUCCCUUUCGGAUGAUUAACAUACGAUACGUAUUAGUAGACGUAAAUAGUAAAAUUCCAUUCUCCUCAAUUCUGCGGUUCAGGUUUAUAUUGUGCUUUUUCACGGUCUUCUCAGCAGAGUGUGGGUUCCGGGUAGUCCACGGUGGACAUACGUACGAUCAUUGUGAAAAUAGUCAUUCAUCUGUUAGAUUUCGCGAACGUUGAUUGCGAAAAAUUAGCUAUAUCUUGGGAUCAGCUCGCGAUUAGAUUUUUUUUCUUUUAAUUUGGAAUCGAUUCAAUUGUCUAAGGACCGGUUUCAUUUAAAUAUUCGUGUAGUCAAAUGGUGGAUGUUUUUUUACUUUUUCAUUUUAAAUAUUCCAUAACGCGUUAGAAGGACAUUUAAAUACAUCGUAUUUGACAAUGUCCGAGGGACAGAAGUUUGUACCCCAGCAAGACGUACUGACUUUUUACAAAGGAUCGACUAUUUUUGUAACCGGUGUUACGGGGUUUUUAGGGCAUGUACUUUUAUCAAAGCUUUUAUGUUCGUGCCCGGAUAUUAAAAAAAUUUAUAUAUUGAUUAGAGAGAAAAGAGGUAAAGAUAUAUGGACCCGGUUUCAGGAGAUUUUCGAUCAACCGGUUUUCGAAAAAGCCAAAAAAUGCUGCCCAGAUUACACCUCCAUUGUAACGCCGAUCAGAGGCGACUGUCUAAAACCAAAUUUGGGUAUAUCCGACACAGACCGAGAUCUCCUCCAAGAGGAAGUCAACAUCAUUUUCCACGUAGCCGCCACUGUACGCUUUGAUGCACCGCUACGAGAUGCUGUAUAUAUUAAUAUUCGAUCUACCAGUGAUUUAUUGGACAUCGCAAAAGGCAUAAAAAACUUACAGGUAUUCGUUCACGUCUCAACGGCAUUUUCCUAUUGCGCCGAACACAACACCAUUGAGGAAAAAGUAUACGAGCCUCCGAUGUUCCCUCAAAAUAUUUUAUCAAUAGUUGACCAUUUGAAUGAUACGAUUUUAGAUAGAAUCACCCCCAGGUUACUGGGACCAUAUCCAAAUACGUACGUUUUAACCAAAGCAAUUGCUGAAAGUUUAUGUUUGCAUAAAAACACCGGCAUACCUAUAACUGUUUUCCGGCCAGCAAUAGUUAUAUCCACAGCAGAGGAACCAAUUCCCGGAUGGAUUAAUAAUACGUAUGGACCUACUGGCAUCGUCGCUGCAGCCGGUAUAGGACUUUUAAGAACACUUAACGCUGAUAAAAACUGUAAAGCCAAUGUUGUACCUUGUGAUUACGUUAUCAACGCCAUGAUAGCUGCUGCUUGGUAUACGGCUGAAACCUGGAAAACGUUUAAGCAAAACACCUCAGACGAAGACCCUGCUAAAAUGCUCCGAGUACCAAUAUUCAACUACAGUAGCACAGAAACAAACAACUCUCUAACGUGGAAAGCAUUCAUGGAAGGCAACGAGAAGUUCGAACAAGAAAUACCAUUUUCAUAUUCGAUGUGGGCAUAUUCGUUAACUUUGAACAAGUAUAAAUUUGUGCAUCAAGUCUAUGUGAUCUUCCUUCAUUUACUACCUGCUUUGAUAGUUGAUAGUAUAGCGGUUUUAUGUGGUAAAGAACCAAGAUUAUGGGAAUCGUAUCAAAAAGUUCAUAAAUUAACCAAUGUUAUUUCAUACUUCAGUACAAGACAGUGGAUUAUACCUCAUGAAAAUGUGAAAAAGUUAUGGAAUUGUUUGUCGCCUGGCGAUAAACAAAUAUUUCAGUUUAAUCUGGAAAAUCUAGACUGGAAAACUUACUUCAAAAAUCACGUUUUCGGAAUACGUACAUACAUAAUAAAAGAUAAGGAAACGACUAUUCCGUACGCUUUGAAGAAAAGGAAGAAAUUAAUUUUCACUCAUUACGCUGUGAUUAGUCUAUUUCUUUGUUUAAUUAGUUAUUUUUGUUUGCGUUUACUUCAAGUUGUGUUUAAAUGAUACCGAUUUAUCGCGUAUGUAUGUGUCUAUACUUUGUAUUUAUGUAUAAAUUUUUUUUUAUUGGCGCUGUCGUGUUCAAAUUGAUCACAUUUUUUACGUAAUUUCAUUUUAGUUUAUUUAAUGAUGUCUUCGUAUUGUUUCUUGUUCUUCUUUUUUUUUUUUUUUUGUUCAUAGUAAAUGAAUAAAUGUUUAUCAUUUA